CAGAAGCGCACCGUUCAGUUUGUCCUCUCCGGUUGUUUCUGUCGAGCGUGAAGUAGGAAUCUUUUGAACUGACCUGCAGAGGAAAACAACAACUGUUGGCGUGGCCGAAAAAGAUUCAAGUCGGCACCUUCAUCAUCAUUGAUGUUGCAGGGCAGUUGUGACCAUGCGUUGCCUGGCUGCUCGAGUCAACUAUAAGACCCUCAUUUUCAUCUGCGCCCUUUUCACACUCAUCACUGUGUUACUGUGGAAUCGCUGCUCGAGUAACACCUCCCUGCGUUUUUUGCCUCGAACUGCUUUGGGGGCCCCAAGUCCCAAGGAGGGGGAUGUUAGUAGCUUCAGCAGCCAGCAACACCCUCCACAACCUCCAGAACCUCCACCUGUUGUUGGUGGAAGCAAGUAUGAGGAAAUUGACUGCCUGAUCAAUGAUGAAUCCACGGUCAAAGGCAGACGUGAAGGUGGAGAGAUCUAUCUGCCCUUCAGUUGGAUGGAAAAAUACUUUGAGGUGUAUGGCAAAGUGGUGCAGUAUGAUGGCUAUGAUCGCUUUGAGUUUCAGCAUAGUUACUCAAAGGUGUAUGCGCAGCGAGAGCCCUAUCACCCAAAUGGGGUUUUUAUGUCGUUUGAGGGAUACAAUGUGGAGGUCCGUGACCGAGUGAAAUGCAUAAGUGGAGUGGAAGGUGUGCCUCUGUCCACUCAGUGGGGUCCUCAGGGCUACUUCUAUGCCAUCCAGAUUGCCCAGUACGGCCUGAGUCAUUACAGCAAAAACCUAACGGAGCGUCCACCGCACCUGGUUGUCUACGAUACAGCUGAGGAAAGAGAUAGCCGAGCCAGCACGGCAAUAUGGAGUGUGCCAAAGGGCUGCAGUCUCACCCGUGUCCAAGACAAGGGCCGUGCUUCCUCAGUUCGCCAGUUCAGUGCUCCAGAGUCUUUGGAGGCAGUGUCGCUCCUUCUAGAUAACACCAAAGACUUCAUCCUCAGCUUGGACAUAAAGUUCACCUCCAACGGCAGCUUGUCUGUGAUCCUCGACACGACAGAGAAAGGCUCGGCCUUCACCAUCCACUAUGUUACCAAUACGCAACUCAUCACCUUCAAAGAUCGUGAAAUCACCUACGGCAUCGGGCCACGAACCACUUGGAGCACCCUCACACGUGACCUGCUCACAGAUCUGAGGAAAGGCAUCGGUUUGUCGAACACGAAGGCAGUCAAAGCCACAAAGAUCAUGCCCAAGCGAGUUGUGCGAUUGCUCUUGCAAGGACGGGGAUUCAUUGACAAUAUCACUGUCUCCACCACUGCCCACAUGGCCGCUUUCUUUGCCGCCAGCGACUGGCUAAGGCGCAACCAAGACGAACAUGGCGGCUGGCCCAUCAUGGUCACACGCAAAUUGGGCGAGGGCUUCCGGCCACUAGACCCCGGCUGGUACUCUGCAAUGGCCCAAGGCCAGGCAAUGUCCACCCUCGUGAGAGCCUACCUUCUCACCAAGGACCACGCUUACCUCAAUGCUGCUCUGAAGGCAAUCGGACCCUAUAAGGUGCCAUCAGCGCAGCACGGGGUCAAGGCGGUAUUUAUGAACAAAUACGACUGGUAUGAAGAGUAUCCCACCUCGCCUAGUUCCUUUGUCCUCAACGGCUUCAUCUACUCCCUGCUGGGACUCUACGAUUUGAGCGAGACAGCUGGAGAGAAGCUGGGCAAGGAGGCCGGGCGGCUGUUUAGCCGCGGCAUGGAGUCGCUGAAGGCCAUGCUGCCGCUCUAUGACACCGGGUCGGGGAGCAUCUAUGACCUGCGCCACUUCAUGUUGGGCACUGCGCCCAACUUGGCUCGCUGGGACUAUCACACCACGCACAUUAACCAGCUCCAGCUGCUGGCAUCAAUAGACAACUCUGCCAUCUUCAAGGAUGUGGUAAAGCGCUGGAAAAGCUACUUGAAAGGGAAUCGUGCUAAGCACAACUAGACUUUCAAAUCCAGUGUGUGACCUGCGGGUUGACUGAAUGUGAAGAGUAAGCUUAUCUAGUGUGCGUCACUCGGUAUGCAUCGCAGCGUAGAGUGUUUUCUAAAUCCCAAGGAUGCUUAAGUAGCUGCAGCUUUCAACAUUCGAGCGUGUGGGCUCUGUUACGGGUGUUGUGUUCUCUGCAGCAUCAAUUGUAGCACGCCUUCUUAUCAGGAGCGAGGGUUUGUAAUCAUGCACAGACUUAGUUCCUGGUUGCAUGCAUUUCUUGUCUUUAGAUCCCAAUUUGAAAUCACUUUAAAUGGUGAGCCCAUUUCAACAAUCAUUCACCAGUAUCAUCAGAUGUAUUUUUAUAUUUCAACCUAUGUGGAAGUAAUUGUAAAUAAUAGAAUAUAUUCACAGAUGUUUGGAAGAGAGCAAAAUCUUAUCUCAGAGCUGCGAGUUGUUGUAAAGGGCACUGACAACCCUGGCCACUUCCAGGUACAUGCACAUUGAGGUAUUGGCACAUUGGGGUACUGACAAAAAGGACAAUAACACUCUAAAAUAUAAAUGUUUUUGUCAUGCCGUUUGUGCGUGCAAAGUUUUGAGUAUUCAUUCAGGUUUAGGACAUCAAAAACCUCACGAUUUUUCUUUGUAAACAGCCCAACAUAGAUGAAACAAGACGAUUGGAUGAAAUCUUUCGGAGGAGUUCGUAUAUAAGAGCUCCAUAAAAGCCCCCGAAAAAUGCUGACAAAUUCUAAAGUAAGUCAAGUCAGCAAGUUCUGCAGAAGAUGGAUAACAAUCCUAAUCAUUUCACUCAGUUGCCCACCCCUGAACAUUGGGGGGGAAAAGUGCAAAGAUUCUGCCAAAAUUGUACAUUUCAAAUCUUCGUAGCUCACUUCUUUUACAUUUUAGGGUACACUGUAGCUACCAAAGUAAUUUUUUCACGUCUUGGGGUCCUUUAUGGGCCUCCCAAUUUCCAUAGUCGCAGGUCGUAAGUACCAGCACAGGUCUUCGUUAAACCUCUGUAGGGAGCGCGACAUAGCUUUUUUUCCCCCUCUUCUUACUUGUUUGUUUGGAUACACCUUUAUUGCCAAAUGUGCUGUAUGUGUAAGAUACAACACAGAUGAAAUUGUGCAAGGCAACUUUAACAUAACAAAUUUUUCGCCAGGCGUAAUGUGUGUGCAAACGUUGGCGAGUUUUCCUUCAUGCUUUGUCUUCAAAAAUGUAAUUCAUUUUGAAGAACACUAAUAAGUCUGAGUAGAAUUUCCAGUUUUUUUAAAACUGAAAUGGCGGCGCCUUGUUUAACUAUGUUUAACAUUAACAGAAUGCUGCCACAAAUGCAAAGGCUAAGCUCCAUCAUAACCUAUUUGCAAGUGUGUGUUAGGUUUAGACUGAUUUUGUUUUUUUUAACUGGAUUGAACAUACACACAUGAAAAGAGGCAUCUGUGUACUAGUCUAUCAACUUUAAAGAGAAUACCGUCUUAUAAUAAUACCAAUAUAGCCCGAUCAUUAAGCUUUAGUUUUGGGGGGGGUUUUCCCUCCCCUAUCACCCAAAUUUGUGAAUGAGCUGUAGAUGCGAUUCAAGGGAAAUGAAAAUACUGGAACAUACGCACUAUUGUAUAAACGGGUACAAAUGGUCUAUACCCGUCAAGAUGGUCAAUGACUUCCGAUUCAGCCCAUAGCAUUGUUUCAAAUUGGUCAACUUUGCAGCUUUCUUUUAUUUAUUAUUAUUUUGCUUAUUCAAAGUGGAUGAAAAGAUGCAUUUAAACUAAUCCUUGGUGCAGUCACUCAACAUAUUGAUCAUUACUGUUAAUGAGGCCAUUGCAAUCAAAUAAGGUACAAAGACUGCUGCAAAACUACUUGUAUGAAAGGGUUUUCAACCCACCUGGGACUGUUUUCAACAUUCUCACUGAGCGGUUGGACUAUCUUUUAAGUUGUUCUCGCUUCCCAAUUCAACAUUCCAAUUUUUGAAUUGAGCAGCCAAGUGUGUGGUUAGUUCAAACAGUUUUUAAGUACAGAUUUUUGAAAAAUGUUGCUAAAGAAUCCUGAAGCCUGAGGGGACUUAAUAACAGACCUCAACGUUUUUUUCCCCUCCCCAGUGCAUUCUCAUUAUUCCUCGGCGCAGAAUUCAUCAAACAACUCAGCCUAUUUAAAUAUAGUGUAUCCAAGUUCACUGAGACUGAGUCUCGCCAAGAUACCUACAAUUCAGCCAACUAAUGGGCUGGAGCGCCUGCACAGAGUAAGCGAUGAGUCAGCAAAACAAAGAGACUUUCCGAAUGAAGCUACUAUUGACCUUGCUAAAUAAUUUGCAAUCAAAGCACGGUAGUCAGGUAACUAGGCUCUCUGCUUUCAACAGGGACUCCUAAGACAGUGGGAAAUUAAACUAAGAAAUCUAUUCCUUGUGACAAGAAUCAAUUAAUAGGCGUUGCACAAAAACUAAAAAAAACAUAAAAAGAAUGUCAUAUACAGUAUACUGUCUAGGCACAAUAUGGGUAAUCAUGGCAGAACCUGCGAUACAAUAAUAUUGUGCUUGUUUCCCUCUGAUAAUUUCUCACAGCAGUGGUAAUGUGAUCAUCCAUAGUUGCUAGGCUUAUCGCAACAACUACCGAACUAAAAAGGUGACAUUUUUUUAAGAAAGGUAGUGUGUAGAAUUUAGUGCCACCUAGUGAUGAACUGAUUCAAUGCAACAACCAUUUUGCUUUUUUUCAAGCACGCGCACUACGGUGCCUCAGAGAGACCAUACUUCGCAAUUCUACCAUCGAUAUUUUCAGCUGAGGGGCAAGCAAAAUGGCAUGCCAAACGAGUGCUAGUACUGCCUCAAGUAUCGGAGUAAGUGCAUGGCAUUUGUUACACCGGCUAUCGUCACGAUGCUGAGGAACUGUGUUCGCAAAGUUAGUCGCCUUCGCGUAUCUAUCAGAAAGCUGGAGGCGGAACAUGGCAACCUCCUGCAGGCUAGGCCCGCCACAUGUAGCGGUAAUAUAAUUAGUGAUUACCUCACCUAAAAUUACAUUUAAAAAAAUAUGAUGUGAUAGAACAUAUUGCAUAUUAUUGAAACUCGUAGUGCAUUUAUUAAACGCAUACUGAAAAAUCAACACAUUUUUACACAUUGUCCCUUUGAGUGUACAUAAUAAAAUAAUUGCCAUUUCUUAUUUUAUGUGGAUAUCAAUACUAGUCUGUGACUGAAAAACAACAAACGAUUUGUCCUAAUAUUUCACCAUAUCUGGUUUGUUAACAGUUUUGCAAUAUUGAGGCGGAAAAAAGUCACCCAAGGUAUUGUCUAAUAUUUCAGUUACCUCAAUGUAUAUGUAUGUCUUUUUAAAGCAGGCAUGCAGGGAGGACUGACAUAAUUGGCUCCAGAGCAACUCUUGAAGUCUUUUUUUUUCCACAACAGAUGCAAAGUCAAGCUUGCACAAAGGAAAUUUUUACAUUAAAUUUUGCAUCAUUCAAAAUUGGCAAAUCUUACUGGAUUUUGACUUUAGCGCAUCAGAUUGUGUUCAGCAAAAUGACUCUCGUGCCUCAUUAACUCGCAUCGUUGGAUUAAUUCAACUUUUCAGCAUGCCGAUUAUUGAAGCCAAGUAAUGACGAUUGGCUCCAUUCUUGACCGAGUUUUGAUUUGAACAAAAUGAACGAACGGGGUGUUGUGGCCAGUUGCAGAUGGGCCGGAAUGCUAAAAACACAACAUGCUCAACAUGACUUCGUUGGUUGUUAAGAUACAAAGGUGUUGACAGUAAAUGGAGACAGGAGUCAUAGUAACUCAAUAAAUGAGCGAUAUUAUGCAAUCUGUCCCAAAGUAUAUUUAACAUUUUUUUUGGUCCUGAAAAUGUGACAAAAAAAUCAUACGCAGGUUUUUUUUUUAAUACUACCUUUUCCAAAGGGACUUUUUUUGUUGUUGUUGCUAAAAUGGUAACAUGGCACUCUUUUUGUCAUGAGGCAUUGCUAUUGAUGAUCCUGAACUAUCUUUUGAGCUAUACACAACUAACUGGACUCACUGUGGAGGGCAAAUCGGUUUGAAGUUUACUUUCAUGUUGUUGUGUUAACAUUAUUCUAUAGAUUUUACUUGAUUUUUGUUUUUUUUUUCUCUGAUUGCUUGAGCUUGUUUCUUUUUUUCUCCAUGAAUUCAUUUCAUACAGUUUGUUGUUAUUAUAAGAGUAGCAAUACAUUUCUGUUUUGUUUAUACCAAAGUAGCAUAGUAGAGAAUACUUAAAUGUAUAUAUUUUUGUGCAAAAUAUUUCAAGCAUUUCAUGAACUACAGAAAACCAGUCCUCGUGACUGUGCCUUUAACUACUACAGCUUGUGCAGAGUUUCGUAAAACUUGCUCUUCUGAAAUUGACAAAACGCUGUCAUUUAUUUAUGGAAUCUCAAUGCCAAUUUCAUUUUAAAAUGCGGGUGGGCUGAGUCUGUUUGCCCUCUUUUAUUUAGAAUAUUUUGCAGAAAAGUUUAAUGUUUUGCUCUUCAGACAAAAGCACAAGUUCUAUUUAAGAUAAUUGUCAUCAUAAUGUCGAUUUUGCUUGUUUUUUUUUCCCUUUCCCUGAUAUGAGGUGCACCACUUGCAAUUAAGAAAGCUGCUAUUAUUAUUCAACGGAUAAUAACUGCACAGCAUUCUAUUUCCUCCUUUUAGUGUUAUUUUCCACUCACUGUCUGCUUGCAUAAUUGCCAUUGAGUCAACAUAAUUUAUGCAAUAAAAUGUUUACUUUGGUUGUGUCACAACACAAGACGCCCGGAGUUGUCGUACAGACUUCCCAGUCUUAGCACAAUGUGCAAAUGCUACCGUUUUUUUGGUCCCGAUAGAUGUUUAUACACAAAGUAAAACUUUGUGCUUUAAAACUAGCUUUUUUUUUCAAAAUGUAAAAGGAAAAAAAUAAAUGCAUUUUCUGAAUAUCUCU
Molecule: messenger RNA, 6804 nt
Organism: Hippocampus zosterae (dwarf seahorse)
Lineage: Eukaryota; Metazoa; Chordata; Actinopteri; Syngnathiformes; Syngnathidae
Gene: glceb
Product: glucuronic acid epimerase b
Exons: 5
Coding region: 164-1945 (593 amino acids)
Biological process (GO): heparan sulfate proteoglycan biosynthetic process
Cellular component (GO): Golgi apparatus
Molecular function (GO): heparosan-N-sulfate-glucuronate 5-epimerase activity
Source: RefSeq, a predicted model, not a curated record